Messenger RNA from Naegleria gruberi, 1359 nucleotides. RefSeq lists its product as uncharacterized. Gene Ontology annotation, cellular component: nucleus. The coding region runs from base 1 to 1359 and encodes 452 amino acids. The transcript has a single exon. NCBI's taxonomy places the organism in Eukaryota, Heterolobosea, Eutetramitea, Acrasida, Naegleriidae. Gene Ontology annotation, biological process: poly(A)+ mRNA export from nucleus. The record is from RefSeq and is a predicted model, not a curated record.
AUGUCCUACUCUCCAACCCAAAUACAACAUACACAAGUACAAGAGGACGAUGAAGAGCAAUCUAAUGGUAGCGAAUCUCCACAAGAAGAAUCAUCUCACUCUUAUAUAGCCACACAAAUACAAGAUAACGAUGAUAUGUAUGAUGAGGAAGAUGAUCAACCUACAGAACAACCUACAGAAGAGCAAUAUCAUGAUGAGGAAGAACAAUCCGAGGAAAAACAACAGAAAGAGUUAGAGUUUGAUGAAGAAGAAAAAGAAGAACCAAAGAAAUCAUCCAAAAAAAAGAAAAAGAAAUUAGAAGUGAAAGAAAAAAAGAGAAGACAAAAAAAGGAUGAUGAUGAUGACUACCAAGAUGAGGAAGAGAGUGAAAAAUCAGUCAAUGAAGAGGAUGAAAACAAUGACGAAGAAGUGGAUAAAAAAAAGAAAAGAAAAAGAUUACAAAAAGGAAAAGAAAAAAGGAAGAAAAAGAAGGAAUCAAAUGAAGAAACUAGUCCUUCCAAUGAGGAUGACUCUUCUCUAAUCCAUGAUGAGGAAAAUGAAGGAUCGUCUCGAUCAAAACAAAAUGUGGAUGAUGACGAAUUCAACAAGUAUGUUUUGAAAGAGGUCAAAUCACGUCGUUCAGCUUCUACAGAUAAAUUGGAAGCUACAGCACAGCCACAAGCAGCAGAGAUUAUAAAACGUAUGACUGCUGCCUACUCUGAUGAUGUGGAGGCAUAUCACAAGAAGAAACCUGCUCUUAACAAGUUACAACUUCUUCCUGAAGUUAUUGAAUCUUGUAAAAAGAUUUAUUUACAAGGCCAUUUAAUCUCCGAAGGUAUCUUGGGAGCAUUGGAGAAGUGGAUAGUACCUGAUAAGGAUUUACCACACCCAAGUAUCAAUAUUCAAACUGGAGUGUUGACAAUUUUAAAUGAUUUACCAGUUUCAUCAUCAUAUGAAGGAGAUGAAAAAUGGAUUACAAGAGAAUUAUUGAAAUCAUCCAAGAUUCCAAAAACAAUCAAACAAAUUGCUAACAAUCCAUCAACAACACCAAGCAAUAGAAAGUUGGCUAAAAAAAUUGUUGAACGAUGGAGCAGAUUAGUAUAUCAAUUACCAUCAGAAUACGGAGAAUUGUACAAAAAGCAAGCCGUGAUGGUGGAUGAAACUCCACAACCAUCACCAAAACAAACCUCUUCAUUUUCUAAAUCUUCAGAACCAAUCCAAAGGAAGAAACCUAAAUCCAAUUCAAUCAGGGCUAGUAUUCCAAGGAAAGAAAGUUUUGAUUUUACACGAUUACCUCCAUCUAAACCACUCCUUAAAAAAGAAAAGGCAGAAAAUGAAGUUCACAAGAGAUUGUUGAAUGUGGGCAACAGAAAAAGAUAA